AUGGAGCACCCAGCAUUGACUCCUGCACGCCAAUGUGAGCCAAUCGCGAUCGUGGGCAUGGGAUGCCGCUUACCAGGGAAAGCUUCAUCCCCAUCCAAACUGUGGGAAUUGCUGGUCAAGAACGAGACGGGCCAUUGCGCUGUUCCAUCAGAGCGCUACAAUGCAGCGGCAUAUUACCACCCGGAUGCCGAACGACCAGGAAGUAUCAAUUCGACCGGUGGAUACUUCAUCCAGGAGGACAUCCGAGCCUUUGAAAACGCGUUCUUCGGGAUCAACAACCUCGAAGCCACGUCCAUGGACGCCCAGCAAAGGAAGCUCCUCGAAGUGACCUACGAGGCGUUGGAGAGUGCCGGUGUGUCGUUGGAAAUGGUUCAAGGCUCAAAUACCGGUGUUUAUGUCGGCAACUUCACCAACGAUUUCUUGAACAUGCAGUACAAAGACCCGGAGUACUUUUCCCGAUAUAGUGCUACAGGAUCGGGGCUGACCGUGCUGGCGAAUCGGAUUACACAUUGCUUCGAUCUGCGUGGCCCGUCCUUUGUGGUUGAUACGGCUUGUUCAUCGUCCUUGUAUGCGCUGCAUUCGGCCUGUUUGGCUCUGGAUGCACAGGACUGUGAUGCGGCCGUGGUGGCUGCUGCAAACCUCAUCCAGUCUCCGGAGCAGCAAAUGAUCGCCGUGAAAGCGGGGAUUUUAUCGCCAGACUCGGUGUGCCAUACCUUCGACGAGUCAGCCAACGGAUAUGGUAGAGCGGAGGGGGUGUCAGCCGUAUAUCUGAAGCGGCUCAGUGAUGCACUGAGGGAUGGAGAUCCCAUUCGUUCGAUCAUUCGAGGAACCUCUGUCAAUGGGAAUGGACGAACACCAGGCAUUGUCCAGCCCAGUGUGGAAGGGCAAAAGGCCGUCAUUCGGGCGGCGUAUCGUCGAGCAGGUCUGGAUCUAGGAGACACGGACUACGUCGAGGCGCAUGGGACCGGCACCAAGGUCGGUGAUCCUAUAGAGGUCGAGGCCAUAGCCGAUGUUUUUCGUCAUCGGACGGGACGGCCAACCCUUGUUGGGGGGAUCAAGCCGAAUCUUGGUCACAGCGAAGGGGCGAGCGGUCUUUCGAGCCUAAUCAAAGUCACCCUAGCGCUCGAAAAUGAGUUACUCCCUGCGACGGCCGGGGUUAAAGCCAUCAACCCGAGCAUCAAAACAAAGGAAUGGAACGUGGACAUUGUCACUGCCAACCAAGCGUGGCCUGUAUCCCGGGUCCCGCGAGCCUCGGUCAAUUCGUUUGGCUUCGGGGGCUCAAAUAGCCAUGCUAUUCUGGAAGCAGUGCAGCAGAACCUAUUGACCAACAGUUGUAGGGAUCCGCUGGUAGACGAAAAUGCAGAGAGGCUCUAUCUGUUACCUCUUUCGGCUCGAUCUGAGACGUCCCUCGGACACAUGGCUAAUAACUUGGCUGAUUUCGCGUCCCACCCAGCUCGACAGAUUCGAAUCGAUGAUCUGGCUUUUACGUUGAGCUGUCGUCGCUCCAAGCUGGCUACCCGUGGCUUUUUCAUCGAAUCUCAAGCGAGCCUGAAUAAGGGACUCAAUAUGUCGAGCCUGAAACUGAGAGAUUCUGACAGCGAAGGACCAUUCCCGUUGGUCUUUGUUUACACCGGACAGGGUGCACAGUGGGCUGGAAUGGGCAAGGAGCUUCUGAGCUAUAGCCGCGUGUUUAGAAAGACAAUAGGCUAUCUUGACUCUUGCCUCCGAGCCCUUGAUCCAGAACAUGCGCCCGCCUGGACGCUGGAGGGUGUUCUGCGAGGGGAUGAAAACUGUGACACUAGCGCCGCAGAAAUAUCACAGCCACUGUGUACGGCGGUGCAAAUUGCGCUGACGGACCUACUCAAAGAUUGGGGUGCUCUGCCAGAGAUGGUGACGGGCCACUCCUCCGGCGAGAUGGGAGCAGCGUAUGCGGCCGGGGCUAUCGAUGCUCGGCAAACCAUCUUCGCGUCUUAUUUCCGCGGAAUUGCUGUCGCCGAGGACUCCACCGAAGGAUCCAUGGCUGCCGUGGGACUUGGGAAAGAUCGGAUCGAGGCGAUAAUCGAGGAAUGUGCGUUGAGAGAGUCUGUUACCGUUGCUUGUGCGAACUCGCCAGAGAGCACUACCGUGAGUGGGGAUACAGUUGCCGUCAAUUAUCUUCUUAAGACAUUCCAAGAAAAGGAUAUCUGGGCUCGAAAGCUAAAUACCGGAGGCAAAGCGUACCACUCGCACCAUAUGAAGAUUCUGGGACCGAAAUAUGAGGCCUUACUCGAGCGCUAUUGGGAUACGGCUAAUGGCAAUCAGCAAGCAAAUGGCAACCACCAUGCAAAUGGCAACCACCAUGCAAAUGGCAACCACCAUGCAAAUGGCAACCACCAUGCAAAUGGCAACCACCAUGCAAAUGGCAACCAUCAUGCAAAUGGCAACCACCAUGCAAAUGGCAACCACCAUGCAAAUGGCAACCACCAUGCAAAUGGCAACCACCAUGCAAAUGGCAACCACCAUGCAAAUGGCGCUGUGGAUGGUCCAGCGUCUUCAGUGGUUAUGAUUUCCACUGUGACUGGUGGGCUGGUAAGUACAAAUCAGGUUGGGAUGCCCAGAUACUGGCGUACAAACCUCGAAUCUCCAGUGCGAUUUGACGAGGCCAUCAAAACUAUCCUGGCGCGUGGCAGUUACCAUCUGGUAGAACUUGGUCCGCACUCGGCUUUGCAGCUCCCCAUCAAGCAGAGUGCCUCGACACUUGAACAAAGCCGCUAUACCUAUGAUUCCUCUCUCAUACGUCACCAAGAUGCUUGGUUGACUACCCUUCAGCUUGUCGGUUCACUGUUUUUGCAUGGACACGAUGAGCUUCAAUACCACAAGAUGUUUGCGGAGGGAUCUCAGACCCGUGUCUUAGUUGAUUUGCCUCCUUAUCCCUGGGACUACAGCUCUCCCACCCUGUGGUCUGAGCCUCGUGCCAGUACCCUGUUCCGUCACCGCAAAUACCCGCGGCAUGAUCUCCUCGGAUCCCAAGUACCGGAAGGGAGCACCGCAGGAGUGACGUGGCGAAAUGUAUUGAACCUCAAUGAAGCUGAAUGGCUUACGCAUCAUUGCCUGGGCCCGUCGGUAGUAUUCCCCGCCGCUGCAUAUAUUGCAAUGGCAGUCGAGGCGAUGUGCCAGGUCGCAGGUCUGCAGCUGGAAGAUUGUCCGGGUGUGGAACUUCGCGAUCUCAACUUCAUCAAAGCUCUCGACAUGGAUCCCGAGCGAAGGCCAACGGUGGAGAUCUUUUCCGAGAUGCGUUCUAUGAAGAUUUCCAACCUGACGAAUUCAGAUAAAUGGUGGAGAUUCGGUGUGGUGUCGAUCGACAGUGAUUCCCAGGCGACCUUGCAUAUGAACGCGGCUGUCCGCCUAGCAGAAACCCCACCACGGACAACUCGACAGAUUAAGCUUGAUAGGUCAAAGAUGCAACAGGAUGCAGUCCGUGUCUGGUACGACAAGUUCACUCAAGAAGGACUUAACUGGGGUCCCCAGUUUGCUGUCAUGGAGGAGGUCUUCCGAGAUCGCGCGCGCACGGCGCACGUAGCAGCAGCCACUACACAUCUUCAGCGGGGAGAAAUGUUUGGUCAGUACAUUGCACAUCCGAUUUCCAUUGAUGCGAUGCUACAAACGGCCUUCAUUGCGACAACUAGUGGCUGGGUGAGUAAGCUCCGGGCUACGGUCCCUGUUGCGAUGGACUCGGUUUACAUCGCCCCUCCGUCGGCCCUCGACAUGGAUACCGACAGACCAUGGUGCAUUGACACCGAGUCGGAGAACGUAGGCUUUGGAACGGUUAAAAUAAAUGCAGAGCUAUUUAAUUCGUCUGGUCAGGUCCUGAUCAGGAUGGGCCAGGCUCGUUGUAUUGCCUACCAAGGGAACAGACAGACGGAAACCACCGAGCAACGCAAUCCUCUCGUGAGAGCUUCAUGGAAGCCAGAUCUCUCUGCGCUAAGCAGCACGGGUCUUGACGAGUAUCUGAACCGGUUCGCACAGAACUGCGGCUCUAAGGAAUUGGCUGAUGAGGACGUGCUGCGCUUGGCUGGUGCCCUGGAUUUGGCCUGUCACAAGUGGUGUAAUAGCAAUAUCCUCGAACUUGGCGACCAAACCCGGAUAGCAGAGACUGUUCGUGGGCUCUUACGUGUUGACUCCUCUUUCCGAAGGUAUAACACAUAUUGUCGUGGGGUCUUUGAAGACGGUGAUCUAGUCGGCGCGGAGGUUUUCUCGGAGACUGGAGACGAGCAGAAACCAGAGCGCCCAACGGGGAUCCCACAGGAAAGGAAAUUUGAUAUAGUUCUCGUCCCCUCGGUUGAUCUCUGGACGCCGGUCCUUUCCAGCAGGCUCACACCGGGAGCAACUGUCAUCAUGAUGGGGGAUGCACUCAGUGACGAUGUCACUUGGACGAAGGUCAUCAAAGGAAGUGGUUCUUUUCCUGUGACAAUGGCGACUAUAAGCGGCCUGGCUAGCAAGAGAAAGAUUGAUAAAACCCCGGCAAUCGUGGUGACCCGAGAUAACAACAUAACACGCCUAGAUCUACAGCUCCAAAAGGUCUUACAAGAACAUUUAGGAUUCGUCGUCAAUAUUGUUGGUUUGUCCCAGGUCAGCCUCGCGACUGUUCCGGACCGAUCAUUCGUCAUAUCCACCCUAGAACAGCAGCAGCCUCUCCUGAGCAGGAUUGACGAGCGUGAAAUGGCACAGCUGAAAAGUAUUACCGAUCGUGUAGCCAAGAUCGUAUGGGUCGUCAAUGGCGGCUUCGUGGGUGGAGAAAACCCCGACUUUGCGCCAGUUCUGGGACUCUCCCGUGCGCUCAUGCUCGAACAGCCUUCCCUCCAAUUUGCGGUUCUAGAUGUGGACGAGAAAUCAGCAUCAUCUCCCGAAACUCUGCAGAACAUCGUCAGUGUUAUGAACCGACUGAUUUAUGAAUUGGAGCCGGACUUCGAAUUCGCGCAACGAGAUGGCGUCCUCCAUAUCUCACGCUGGGAACCAGAUGAGCGUCUCAACGAAACCUUCCGUCUCAAGCAGAAUAAGGAAACCAUUGACCUUCCCCUAGGGAUUGCCGGGCGUUGCGAAUUAGGCAUCAAGAGCCCGGGACAAAUGGACACGAUCCAUUUUGUGCAGAAGGAGUAUCCAACCGCCUUGCAUCCAGAUGAUGUGGAAAUCAGUGUGAAGAGUAUAGGUAUGAAUGCAAAGGAUCUGUAUGCCAUAAGCGCUAAGGUGGACACCAAGGAUGCGUCAUGCUCGUGUGAAUGUGCCGGUGUUAUUACCGCUGUGGGCGACAACGUCUGUGAGUUUAAGACUGGUGAUCGUGUAAUUGCAAUGGCCCCCGGCCAUUUCGCAACCGUCGAGCGCUUCCCGCAUUGGGCAGUGUGUAAAUUGAGCGACGAGGAGGAUUUUACGAUUUUUGCCACAGUCGGGAACGAAUCUAAAAAGUCAUUCCUCAUUGAGAAGUAUGAUCUGGAUCCAGCGCACAUUUUUAGCUCGCGCGAUUCAUCCUUCCUCCCUGCCAUCAUGGAAGCCACUUCUGGUCAGGGGGUUGACGUGGUUUUGAACUCUCUCACCGGUGAUCUUCUGCAUAGCAGCUUUGAAGCAUGUGCCGACUUUGGCCGCUUCAUAGAGAUUGGGAAACGUGAUAUCCUUGAUCAUGGCGUCCUGGACAUGUCAAUGUUCGGGCGCAAUGUCUCCUUUAUGGCAUUUGACCUGUCCAAUCUCUAUCUCUCCAACAAGCAGGCCCACCAUCAACUCUGGAAAGCCCUGCUUACAGAGAGUCUGGAUCUAGUGAGAUCCAAGAUCUGUGAGCCGUGUUUCCCUGUCAAGACAUUCGACGCGUCGGAUAUUACCGAUGCGUUCAGGCACUUCUCCCUAGGAACGCGAUUGGGCAAAGUCACCGUGUCGUUCCAGGAUCUGAACAUCAAAGUAAGGGUGAUUCCGAGGAAGUAUGAAACCACCUUUAGUGCCCAAAAGUGCUACCUCAUGGUCGGGUGCCUGGGUGGGUUAGGUCGCAGUCUGUCCAAGUGGAUGAUAUCUUGCGGUGCUCGACGUUUCAUCUUUCUGGGUCGAUCUGGUUCCGAUAGGCCUGAUGCAAAGGACAUGGUCGAUGAUCUACGGGCCCAAGGAGCCCACGUCACAGUGAUCCGGGGAGAUGUUUGCCGGUAUAAGGAUGUCGAACGGGCCCUGGAAGCCGCGGAUUGUCCCAUUGGUGGUGUAAUACAGGCGGCCAUGGCACUCAGCGAGGCACUCUGGAGUGAUAUGCCGCACAGCGCAUGGCACACCACCAUCAGCCCCAAGGUGCAGGGCACCUGGAAUCUUCACAAUGCGUUGGGCCAGGGUCGGGACUCCCAGCUGGACUUUUUCGUCACGACGUCGUCCAUCUCCGGGACCGUGGGCACGGCGACCGAAAGCAACUACUGCGCUGCCAACUCCUUCUUGGACGCUUUUGCCCGCUAUCGCAACCGUCUCGGGCUGCCGGCCAUCUCUAUCGGCUACGGGAUGAUUUCGGAAGUGGGAUAUUUGCACGAGCACCCCGACAUCGAGGCCCUCAUGAAGCGUAAAGGGAUCCACCCUAUCAAUGAAGACGAACUGAUCCAGAUCAUGAACAUGGCCCUUGUGAACCAAAGACCAUGCACGUGGGACUCCCGGUACGAUCAUCUGGCGGGCAGCCACCUUCUCACCGGGGUGGAAUUCAUCGGCCUCCAGGAGCAGCAGGAACGAGGCUUCGAGGGAGACAAUCAUGUCUUUGCCGAUCCUCGAGCUGCAUUGUUCACUGCGUCCUUUGCCCGCCGCGCCGCGGGCGAGAGCGAGACGCACAGCGCGGCGGCGCAUCUCCCUGGGGAGAUCGCGCGAGCGCUGCGCGACCACCAAGAUACGGCAUCGAUUCUCGAUGCACUUCGGGCUGUUGUAUCAAAGAAGAUCUCCAAUCUCAUCCUUCUGCCGGAGAGCGAACUGGACGCGGAUCGGCCUCUGGGCGAAUUUGGCUUGGAUUCGAUGCUGGCUGCCGAGUUUCGGACCUUUAUUUUCCGCACGUUCGAGGUCGACGUACCCUUCGUUGUGCUCUUGAAAAGGAGUACGACUGUAAAUCUCUUGACCAGCCUAAUUGCCCAGGGCCUGGAUACGAGUGCUUAG
Messenger RNA from Penicillium cinerascens, 7128 nucleotides. Its product is annotated as Acyl transferase/acyl hydrolase/lysophospholipase. Lineage: Eukaryota; Fungi; Ascomycota; Eurotiomycetes; Eurotiales; Aspergillaceae. The transcript is spliced from 8 exons. The record is from RefSeq and is a predicted model, not a curated record. Bases 1 to 7128 code for a protein of 2375 amino acids. Gene Ontology annotation, biological process: secondary metabolite biosynthetic process; fatty acid biosynthetic process. Gene Ontology annotation, molecular function: oxidoreductase activity; fatty acid synthase activity; 3-oxoacyl-[acyl-carrier-protein] synthase activity.